This is a messenger RNA of Stylophora pistillata, 1613 nucleotides long. Its product is annotated as DNA repair protein RAD51 homolog 3. Gene Ontology annotation, biological process: meiotic DNA recombinase assembly; reciprocal meiotic recombination; DNA repair. NCBI's taxonomy places the organism in Eukaryota, Metazoa, Cnidaria, Anthozoa, Scleractinia, Pocilloporidae. Gene Ontology annotation, cellular component: replication fork; Rad51B-Rad51C-Rad51D-XRCC2 complex; Rad51C-XRCC3 complex. Gene Ontology annotation, molecular function: four-way junction DNA binding; ATP-dependent DNA damage sensor activity; ATP binding. The record is from RefSeq and is a predicted model, not a curated record.
UUGGCGCGAAGUUAUCUGGUGGGCAGUCAACAGAUAUUGUCUGAUUUUCUUUACCUCAUGCAUGGGAAAGAGUGGUGGAUAACUUUCUCUUAAUGCAGCGAGAGCUUUGCACGUUUCCUCUGGCUCCAAAUUACGUGCAUAAAUUAUCAAGCGCAGGUUAUGUCACAGUUGAUGAUCUGAAAGAUGUGACACCCACAGAACUUAGUGAAGAUCUUGGAAUUGAUAAAGAAGAAUCUCUGAAGAUAAUUCAGACUGUUCGAAGCAUAAAAGACUCUUCACAAUUAUGCAAUAAGAAGUCAACCACCAGCAGGAAAAAUUCAUCAAGUUCCAUCCCAGGGAGCACAAAUGCCUUUGACCUUUUGCAGCAAGAGCAAUCUGCUGGUAGCAUUGUCACUUUCUGCGAAAAGUUUGAUGACAUGUUGGGUGGAGGAGUACAAGUUGGCAAAAUCACUGAGUUCUGUGGGGCACCUGGCAUUGGCAAAACUCAAAUAGGAAUGCAGCUAGCAGUAGAUGUUCAGAUUCCUGACGAGUUUGGGGGACUUGAUGGAGAUGCCAUUUAUAUAGAUACAGAGGGAAGUUUUAUUGUUGAGAGAGUGGUAGACAUAGCAACUGCUGCUGUAAGCCAUAUGACAAACAUAGUUCAGUCUUCUGAUGCAGAUCAAACAGAGAGGGAUCUUCUAAAUGGAGCCUUGAAAAAGUUUCAUGUGGAAAGCAUCUUGUCAAGGAUCUAUGUGUUCAGAUGCCAUGACUACGUGCAACUAAUAGCAUUAUCCCAUGUUUUACCAGACUUCCUGCUGGAACAUUCUAAGGUGAAGCUUAUUGUGGUGGACAGUAUAGCAUUUCACUUUCGUCAUGACUUCGAUGACCUUGCUCUGAGAACAAGACUUCUGAAUGGCUUGGCACAGAGCUUUAUAAAAAUGGCGUGUGAACGGCAGUUAGCUGUGGUUUUCAUGAAUCAGAUGACAACCCGUGUCAAAACUACCCAGCUUGGCCGGUCACAUCUGAUACCUGCGUUAGGUGAAAGCUGGGGUCAUGCCAGCACAAUUCGUGUGGUGUUGUACUGGGAAGUUAAUCAGAGGUUUGCCAACUUGUACAAGUCGCCUUCACGACAGGAGAUGAUAGUUCCUUUUCAAAUUACGGCUGAUGGCGUGCGUGACUGUUUUGCCAACAAUCCCAAACAGAAUGGAGGGAGCAGUAAAGAACCUCAGUCAGAUCGGCAUACUGCAGCAUAUGAUUUGGCGUCCAAAGGAGAAGAAAUUGGAGGUUCUGUUGCGAAGAAAAGACGCCUGAAUGAUUUGACUUGAGAAGGAACAAUGUUUCAAUUAAAAUUUGAUCCUCGAGGAGGAAAGAGAAACUUUUCAUCUGCUAAAUGACGGCUUCUGGCUGACUAUUUUUGCGAUAUGUUAACUCUUUGAGGCCCAUGAUUGACUAAGACGGCAAUUCUCCUUACAAUAUCAAUACUCUACCAAACAGACAAGUAAUGUGAAUGGAGAAAAUUGUAAAUCAGGCGAUUAUUAGUUGAUCCAAUAUCAAAUUCUCCAAACUAACAUCAUAAGAAUAGUAGAACAGAGAGUAAACCUGCAGUACUAAACAAAGUACGUUAUGUUAGUGUA